AUGGAAACAGCACACACACGAGCCGUCGAGGCUCUACAACCGUUUAUUCACCUCGCCAAAGCAAACAGCGCCACCUCCCCCCGCUUCGUCGCCAACCUAAUCACAAAUGCCACUUCCAGCCCUCACACCUUCGUCUUCGCCGAGCUACUGGAGACACCAACCAUCCAAUCCUUAAGCUCCCCCGACACACCAGCAGAAUACCAGAGCUACUUGAAGCUUCUGCAGAUCUUCGCUUGGGGCACAUGGCAAGAUUACGAAGGUAACGAAGCCUCCAAACCCACCCACACCGCAUCAACCCCCAACCUCCCUAAAUUGAGCUUCGAGCAAGCGCAAAAACUCCGUCUCCUUUCUCUCCUCUCCCUCGCAACAACUACCAAGCCUUUGACCUAUCAAUCUCUCAUGUCCGCCCUCUCCCUCUCCACACCAGGUGACCUCGAAUCCCUCGUCACAACCGCAAUCUACAGCUCCCUGAUUACGGCGCGCUUAUCGCCCGCCACAACACCGGCUACUAUCAAUGUGACAUCUAUUGCGCCGCUGCGGGACAUACAGCCGCACUCGCUCCCGCAAAUGCACAGUCUCCUUACGGCGUGGCAGGCGCGGUGCGGGGAUGUAAUCGGGGACCUGGAAGCAGAGAUCCAGGCCGUGAAGGAUAAAGCGGCUAAACGGGCUGUGAAGGAGGCGACGCAUCAGCGGGCGUUGGAGGAAGGCUUGGAGAGACGCAAGGCGGUUGUUGGAAGUGGGGGAGAUGGACCGCAGGCCGGAAGUGGGAGGGGAGAUGCGGCUAAACGGCGUGGGCGCAGGUUUUGGGGCAUGGGGAAUAAGCGUGAGGCAGAGGAUAUUGAUCAGGAUGAUGGGUUCUUUGAUGCAGGAGGAGACGGGAUGGAUAUUGAUGAAGGUGCUGGGGCUGGGGGGUCUGGACGGGGCAAUGGGAGUCGGACGAAGAGAAUACUUGGGCGGCAAGGUUGA
Messenger RNA from Penicillium verhagenii, 966 nucleotides. RefSeq lists its product as uncharacterized. The record is from RefSeq and is a predicted model, not a curated record. Gene Ontology annotation, cellular component: COP9 signalosome. Bases 1 to 966 code for a protein of 321 amino acids. The transcript is spliced from 2 exons. Lineage: Eukaryota; Fungi; Ascomycota; Eurotiomycetes; Eurotiales; Aspergillaceae.